Messenger RNA from Rattus rattus (black rat), 3275 nucleotides. Its product is annotated as adhesion G-protein coupled receptor V1-like. The coding region runs from base 493 to 3159 and encodes 888 amino acids. Gene Ontology annotation, molecular function: G protein-coupled receptor activity. The record is from RefSeq and is a predicted model, not a curated record. Lineage: Eukaryota; Metazoa; Chordata; Mammalia; Rodentia; Muridae. Gene Ontology annotation, cellular component: membrane. Gene Ontology annotation, biological process: cell communication; negative regulation of adenylate cyclase activity. The transcript has 16 exons.
AUGACAAAAUACACUUUCAUUUUAUCAGGUUGUGAUUUUUCAUGAACAAAUUAUAUGUACAAUGUCAAGCUGAAUCCAUCAAUGCACAGUACUGAAAAAUUACUUCUAUCCUGCUGUUUCAAAAGCAGAAUCCUAUUUGUUUUAGUCUAGGACUCACGUGGCGCUUUGAGCGUUGGAAGGGUUUUGCUUUGGAGCUGUGAAGAGACCACGCGUGGGCACAUGAUGCUUCAGUUCUGAUGCCUUUCUCUCCUUCCAGUGCACGUACUUCUAACUGGCCAAGACCGGUCUGCUCUUUACUGCUGGAACUCAGAGCUGAAUGCCUUCACUGUCGUUCUGGAAGCACCCUCUGCACACGAUGCAGCUUUUGUUACGGUGAAGUCGCUUAAUUCAAGCAAGACUUUAAUUGCUUUAGUGGGAGCCACUGACACCCAUGUGUAUGAGCUGACCUACGUCUCCAGCCAGUCUGACUUUAUUCCUAGUUUAGGUGAACUGAUGUUUGAACCUGGUGACAGGGAAGCAAUCAUAGCAGUCAGUGUCCUUGAUGACGCAGUUCCCGAAGAAGAAGAAUCCUUCAGAGUUCAGCUUAAAAAUCCAAGAGGAGGAGCAGAGAUUGGCACCGACAGUUCCGUGAGAGUCACUGUUCGUCCCAAUGAUGAUCCCUAUGGAGUUGUGGCCUUUGCCCAGAACUCAUUGCAUAAGCAAUUGGAAGAGCUGGAGCGAGAUAGCCUGGUCACCCUGAAUGUUGAACGCUUGAAAGGAACGUAUGGUCGCAUAACUGUAGCAUGGGAAGCAGCGGGAAGUGUCAGUGAUGUAUUUCCCACCUCGGGAGUGAUUUCGUUCGCAGAGGACCAGGCGAUGUCCACCAUCACUCUGACUGUCCUCGCGGAUGACUUGCCAGAGUUGUCUGAGGCCGUGGUUGUAACCCUUACCCGGAUUGUCACAGAGGGGGUUGAGGACCCAUCGGAAGGUGCUACUAUUGACCAGAACAGAAGCAAGGCUGUGCUGACCAUCCUGCCCAGUGACUCGCCCUACGGCGUGGUUGGCUGGCACGCUGAGUCUCUCUUCACUAGAGUGCCUGAGCCCAGAGAGAACAUCACUGUCGUUCAGUUACAUCUUGUUCGAGACAAAGGACUACUUGGGGACAUUUCCAUUCAUUUGAUAGCGAAACCCAAUUUCUUACUAGACAUCAAUAAUCAAGCUACUGAGAAUGAAGACUUUGUGUUGCAAGACUCAGUAAUAAUAAUGAAAGAAAAUAUAAAAGAAACUCAGGCUGAAGUUGCCAUUUUGCCAGAUGAAGUUCCUGAGCUGGACGAAGGACUCAUUGUCGCCAUUGCUGCAGUGAACCUGGUGAACCCCAACUUUCCAGCAGAGCAGCCCCGUGUGCAGAGACCAAGGAUGGAAUCAGCGGAAAUAAUGAUUGAAGAAAACGAUGACCCCAGAGGGAUUUUUAGCUUUCGUGUUAGCAGAGGCGUUGGUGGCGUCAUCAUCGCUCACGAGGGACCUCAGCCCUUGAAUAUUCUUCAAGUUCCUGUCAUCCGGAUGGCUGGAAGCUUUGAGACAGUAAAUGUUUACUGGAAAGCAACACCAGACAGUGCGGGCCUGGAGGACUUUCAGCCACCUCAUGGGAUGCUGCAGUUUGCCGAUGGACAAGUCAUUGCACCAAUACACAUAACUAUAAUUGACGAUACUGAAUUUGAACUCUCUGAAACAUUCAGCAUCUCCUUAAUGAGUGUGACUGGUGGCGGCCGCCUGGGCGAUGAUGUUUUGGUGACUGUUGUCAUACCACCGAAUGACUCUCCCUUUGGAAUAUUUGGAUUUGAAGAGAAGACUGUAAUGGUUGAUAGAUCCCAUUUGUCUGAUGACCCUGAUUCAUAUGUGAAACUGACAGUAGUCCGGUCCCCAGGAGGAAAAGGAGCUGUCCGACUUCACUGGGCUAUUGAAGAGAAAGCCAAAGAUGACCUCAGUCCUUUGAACGGGACACUGUACUUUGAUGAGACUGACUCCCAGAAGUCCAUUAUACUGCACACACUUCAGGACAGCGUGCUGGGGGGAGACAGGCGCUUCACCAUUGAGCUGAUGGCUGCUGGUGAGGUAGAAAUAUCUCCAGGGAAAGGUAGAGCAUCAGUCAUCAUUCUAGGAGAGAAGAGCCCAUCAGAAGUUGGAAUUGCUUCAUCAUCCAGACACGUCAUUAUCGGGGAACCCUCAGCAACAUACAGUGGCACUGCCACCAUCAGCCUGGAUCGUGGCCCAGGGGUUUCCGGGGAGGUCACAGUGGACUGGAGGAUAUUGCCUCCCUCCAGGGGGGAGUUUGCUGAAACAUCAGGACAACUGACCAUGCUGGAUGGACAGUCUACUGCUACUGUAGUAAUUCAGGCUUUGAAUGAUGACAUCCCAGAGGAGAAGUGUUCCUACGAGUUUCAGCUCACUGGAAUCAGUGAGGGUGCGGUGCUGAAUGAAGCCAGCGUCACUGCCAGCAUCUCCAUGGUGGCCAGUGACACUCCCUAUGGCCGGUUCUCAUUUUCACAUGAGCAGCUUCAAGUUUCCGAAGCAGCACAGAAGGUUAAUGUCACAGUUGCCCGCUCUGGUGGUUCCUUUGGACGUGUGCGUGUCUGGUAUGAGACCGGUAGCAGGACGGCUGAGGCAGGCUGGGACUUUGUUCCCACUUCAGGGGAGCUGAUCUUUGAAGCCCGAGAGAAGAUGAAAAGUCUGCACAUUGAAAUUCUUGACGACAACCUUCCUGAAGGCCCUGAGGAAUUCGUUCUUGCCAUUACAAGAGUGGACCUCCAGGGAAGAGGGUAUGAUUUCACCAUCCAAGAGAAUGGACUUCAGAUAGAUCAGCCUCCUGAAAUUGGGAACAUCUCCGUUGUUCGAAUCAUAAUAAUGGAAAAUGACAAUGUAGAAGGCAUCAUUGAAUUUGACCCAAAGUUCAUCGACAUCUCAGUGGAGGAAGGUGCUGGAGUGAUCACACUCCCUGUCAUGAGACUUCGAGGGACUUAUGGCCGCGUGUCAGCUGAUUUCAGCUCCCGGGACUUCUCUGCUGUUCCAGGAGGCUAUGUACCGCAUGGUGGCUCAGUCACCUUUCAGCACGGGCAGAGCCUAAGCUUUAUAAAUGUCUCCAUCGUUGAUGACAACGACAGGUUAGUCAUACAGAAUCAGUGAACACACAUGAUGCAUGGCUACUGUGGCCCAGCUCACAAUGACCAUGUGUGCUCCUGCACAGAAGCAGCACUGAAGAGAGACAGGGGAGGACCAGGAAAGGAGAUUACACUGUGGCU